AUACUGAAGAUGGCUAUCCAAAGGAAACUGCUUGAAAAGAUUUAUGCAACUGUUUGAUACUCUUAGUGAUUUUUUUAAGUGACAAACCUGAAAUGAAGUAUCUGUUAACAAUCGAUGGUAAAGCAUUUGUAAGUUAUUUAGCCGAUAUCUCUGAAAAACUAAAUAUAUUAAAUAAGCAACUUCAAGGACCAAAUAAAACACUUGUCGAUGCAAAAGCAAAGAUAUUUGGUUUCAUUACCAAUAUAGAGUUAUAUCAGAAACAUAUUAACAACAAAAACUUUGAACAGUUUCAUUGGCUCCAAAAAUGUGAAGUAACUGAUACCGCUUUACUUGUUAUUGUCAAUCAUUUGAAUAUUCUAUCCGCUGAUUUAAAAGAAAGAUUUUCUGAUUUAAAACAAAUUGAUUUCCCAACAUGGAUGAUGCAGCCAAUAUUAGUGGAUUUGUCUGAUAUAUCAAAUAUGCAGUAUCAAGAAGAACUCGCAGAAUUGCAAAAUGAUGAAUCAGUAAAAACUUUUUUAUUUUUAUUAAUAAGUUAUUUUUGUUUACCUAAGUGUAAAACCAUAUAA
Molecule: messenger RNA, 566 nt
Organism: Centruroides sculpturatus (bark scorpion)
Lineage: Eukaryota; Metazoa; Arthropoda; Arachnida; Scorpiones; Buthidae
Exons: 1
Coding region: 93-566 (157 amino acids)
Source: RefSeq, a predicted model, not a curated record